Plasmodium gonderi is the source of this 4131-nucleotide messenger RNA. RefSeq lists its product as hypothetical. The record is from RefSeq and is a predicted model, not a curated record. Lineage: Eukaryota; Apicomplexa; Aconoidasida; Haemosporida; Plasmodiidae. The coding region runs from base 1 to 4131 and encodes 1376 amino acids. The transcript has 2 exons.
AUGAGGAUGUAUUUGACAAAUAUGUAUAACAAGUAUAAAGAGUUGAUCAUACGAAAACUGACAAUUUCAAGGAAAAGGCAGAUCUACUUAAUUAACAAUAGUUUGUUUUUGUCUUUUAUUUUGUUUUAUAUAUCUUAUUUUUUUUUUUUCAAUGGCAUAAUAAAUCCAGCUGUUAAAAUUAUAUUCCAUGGAAACGUCAUUGCAGACAACACGCAAGUGUACGAGAACUCCAUUCUGGAAUCAAUAUGGCUACUAUUCACGAAUAAAAGUUAUUUCAACAUGGCCAUGCUACUGUUGUUCUCAAUUAUCAUACCUAUACUGAAGUUCAUCAUGGUGAGUGAUAAUUUUUAUUGCUUCUUUAAAUUGUACAAUUUGAAUCUACAACAUGAAGAAGAAGAAAAAGAAGAGGAAGAAGAUGAUAUAUUUUUUAUUAACACAAUAAAUGAAAACGAGGAAUUUAUUUUUAAAAAGUUUAGUGUUUUAAGUUCAAUUUCAAGAUUUCAAUUUGUUGAUGUUUUAAUAUCCUUAUUUAUUGUCUCUUCUUUAAAUCUAUAUUUGAUGGAAGCCAAGAUAUUAAUUGGGGCAUAUCAUUUUCUAAAUUAUUGUCUUCUCUCCACCAUUUCUUCCUUUUUCUUACUUACUUUAACGUCUCUAAAAAUUAGAAUUUUUAAAAAUGGAAAUAUUAAAAUAUAUUCAUUAUCAGCGGAAAGACGCAUAAGCUUUAGAACCAACCAUCAAGUUGAUACACGUAAUGGAAGAGAAUUGGAAAAUCGAAAUAUAGCAGGGAUUGCACAAGUGAGGAAUGCUGAAGAUGUAAUAGAUAAUAAGGAUUAUGAAAACGUGAGAAAAUGUGUGCAGACAAAUAAGGAGAACGCAAAAAAUAAGCAAGAUAAGAAGGAAGAAGAUGAGGUGGAUGAGGCAUUGGGUAUCAGGUGCACUAACAGAGUAGACAAUGCGAAUGAAGAUAUUACAGAUGAUAAAAAUAAAGAAACCAUCAUCCAUGGGCCUAGGAAAGAUCACUGUGAGUGGGGCGAGGGGCCCAGAGUCGGCAUUGAUCAUGGUGAAGUGCACCCUAAUGAAGCAAUGCACCCUAAUGAAGCAAUGCACCGUAAUGAAGUAGUGCACCGUAAUGAUGUAAUGCACCAUCGUGGAAAAAGUCGUCGCGGAAUAAUCCACCGUGGUGCAGAACACGAAAAGGGGGCACGACACAGAACAGGAGUGCAACAAUAUGGAAAUAUGAUUUGGAAAGAUGGAGAAGAGGAAGAUGAGGAUUACGUGAAUAGCAGUUUGAAUUAUCGUACACAGAGCCCUGAGAGGGUUGGAGGUGGUGUUCAUAUUCUACAGGAGCGGUAUGAGUUAUAUGAGGCGCUAGAAUCUCAUGAGAGAUAUGAAAAACAACUACUUUGCUACAACAAAUUGCAAACAUUAAACAGUAUAAAUUAUUUGCAUAAAGUAAUGAAGAAUAACGAUGCGUAUAUAUAUUUAAAGAAGAAAAAAUUCAAUUCUUUACUGAAGUUGCAUUGUCAAGACAGUAGACUGAAUCGGGUUAAAAUUGGAUAUGCUAUUUUUUUGUUCCUCUUUCUGUGCUUAUGCAUAUAUUUAAUAACAGGAGUGGAGUGCAGUAUGGUUGGAAUUUACAUAUAUUUAAGUUAUUUUAAUUUCAAUGUCGAAGGAAUAGUAAUUGAUUAUUUAGACAUGUUAAACAUAUUGAAAUUGAAGAUUAAUAGGAGUUAUAUAUAUCCAUUUUUUGUUAUGUUGCCAUUCAUAUUUCCAUUAAUAAUUGGAUUUUCUUUUUUUUUAAGUGUUUUUUUUAUGAAUGUUUAUUAUUUUUAUUUUUCCCAAGGUUAUAAGAAAAUAUGUGCGUUUAAUGAAGAAUUGGUAUUUAGUCCAGAAAUAGAAAAUAAACAGAAGAUGAUGGUAUCAGAGAGAUACAAUUAUUUAUAUAUAAAAAAAGAAAUUGAAAAGAACGAUCGAUUGUCUAAUACAUCAGAUGAUUUGACAUCAUCACACAAUAGUACCAUUUCAAGUAGCAAAAGUGAAGAUAUAAACACAAGUUUUAUUUAUAAUAAAGUUUUAAAUUUUUACUUUUACUUAUCUGUUUUUUUCUCCUACAUUUGCUCCUUCUGUUUACAUAUAUCACUUGGAGAAAUAAUAUGUAUUUCCUUGUUAACCUUUUACCAAAUAGUUAAGCAUACGAAUAAUCUGAAUAUUGUCCUAUUGUACAGAAGUAGCAAAAUAAAAUUUUGCAAAUUUCUUCUUUUUGUGAUUUACGGAUUGUUAUGUUUUUCCAUUAAUCUGUACGUGAGAGAGUGGGAGAUUUAUAUACAAAAACUCAGAAAAACAAAGAAAAAAAUCACAUUAUUUGAGAAAAAUAGAUAUAGUGAAAUUGUAGACUUGAAUAUCCAGAAACAUGAACAUUGGAAUGUACCAAUGUAUUCCUACUUUUUUCAAUUUUUGUUAAAAAGAAAACAUUUUUUUAAUUAUAGUUCAAAAAAUAAUAAUACAACUAAAGAACAUACAGAUAAUACUGUUCAAACCAUGAUGGUGCACCGUGUGUAUGAAAAUAACACUAGUCUAGCAUAUCAAAACACCAGAGUUGACAAUGAAGAGAGCAAUGAAUUCAAUUUAACUUCGGAUAAGGAUUCCAAAAUUAGUGUCGACGAUGUGCACGUAGUAGAAGCAAAAGAGUCUCAAAAAACAGAUGAAAAAGAAAGAACAACUAAAAAUAAACAUUACAAUGAAUCUUUCACGGGCACUAAAGCAGUGAGUGGAACUGCGAGGCAUAACAAGAACAUUACUGAGAAUAAUAUCUACAAGGGAACUGGAUUGGGCAUGGAAAAAAUUCGUGAACGUGGAGCAGAAGUAGAAAAAGAAGAUGGUGAGGUGGAAGAUGAUGAGAAGGUGCAAUGUGGCAAGAAGGUGGAAUGUGGUAAGAAGGUAGAAGACGAUGAGAAGGUAGAACAUGGAGUAGGAGGACAUACAUCUUCGCUGGUGGUGGUAGCAGGAGGAGUGUCAGAGAAUGUGGACGAGAUGGUGCUAAUGAAAGAUACCAAGGGGAUUACAUCAGUGGAGGAGGAGAGAGCAGUAAGCGAAGCAAGUCAACUGAGUCAAGUUGGUAGUGAACCGAACGAAGCAAACGAAAUCGGUAAAGAAAAAAAAGGGUUAAAUUUUAAGGAAGCAAAGAAUUAUCUGAAAAAUAUGAUACCAAUUAAAUCCAUUUUGUUAUUCCAUUUGGAAAAAAGGAAAAAAAAGAAAAACAAAAAAAAUGUAAGAGCAUUAAUAAUAGGUGGAGGAGAAGGAGGAGGGUUCAUAGGGAGAUUAUUAGGAAAAUUAUUAGGAGUAUCAAAUCCAGAAAAAAUUCCCAAAAUAUUCAUUCUUCUUCAUUUCAUUUUGUUUAUUUUAAUUUUUAUAACUACAAUAAUGACAUUUUUUAAAAAAGAAAAUGUGUUCCAUUUCAAUAUACACGCAGUGAAUAGAAGAUUAAAUAAUUUUUUUAAGUCAGCUCAUUUCCAUUCUCUAAUACCAAGUAGUAUAGGAAAAUGUAAAACAAAGAAAUAUUUAGCUAAAGAACCAUGUUACAACAUUGGACAUAUAUAUCACGAGGAAAAAACUUUUUAUCAUGCAACUCUUUUAUUUUUACAAGGCAUUAGUUCGAUUAAAAUAGCUAAUUUACAUUUCUACUAUGAUAAAGGAAAAUAUUAUUUAAUAUUAGAUGGUUAUUUUAAGCAUAUUAUAGGACCCCUUUUUUUAAAAUUAUGUAUAGGAACCAACUUUUGCCCUAUUAGUACGUACGCUUUUUUAAUUGGAAGUAAACCUACAUUUUCUAUUACUAUAUCUGCACAUUGCAAUGACAAGAAACCACCAAAUUAUAUAACCGAUAUCGUCGUAAAAGAUUUGAAAAUUACCAAGAUUGAGGUUAUAAAACACAAUGAUAUUAUUGAAAAUUUGGAUAUACAACUGGAUGAUGUGCAAGAAAGAGUACAAGAGAAAGUGAAUACUAUGCUCGCUGAAAGGAGACGAUUGAUCGUAUGGAAGAACCACAAGUACACAUUGGAGGGGUUUAUUAACUAUUUGAUUUCGAAGAAUGCACUCGAUGCUUUUUCCUGCAAACCUAUGAACUACAACUUGUGA